Messenger RNA from Xyrauchen texanus (razorback sucker), 1619 nucleotides. Its product is annotated as tumor necrosis factor receptor superfamily member 11B-like. The transcript is spliced from 4 exons. The record is from RefSeq and is a predicted model, not a curated record. Gene Ontology annotation, molecular function: protein binding. Bases 46 to 942 code for a protein of 298 amino acids. NCBI's taxonomy places the organism in Eukaryota, Metazoa, Chordata, Actinopteri, Cypriniformes, Catostomidae.
GCGCUCUCCUGAUCAUUGAAGUCUGCGCAUUCAUCGGCGCGCGGGAUGAUUCUCUUCACAGUUGUGCUUUUGUCGGUUCUGUCGGCCUCCGGUUCGGCGGCGGGUGAUGGCGCGUAUCAGCGCGUGAAUUCGGUGACCGGAGAGGUGCUCAUGUGUCGCCAGUGUCCGCCGGGGUUCCGCCUGCGCGCGCACUGCACGGGUUCCCAUCCGACGAAGUGUGUUCCGUGCGAAGCGGGCCUGUACACGGAGUACUGGAACACUAUCCCGAACUGUCUGCGGUGCGACGCGUGUACCGACCAUCAGCGGGUCGUUCGGGCGUGUAACGGGACCGUGAACACCUUGUGUGAGUGUAAGAACGGGUUUUAUUGGGAUCAAUAUUUCUGCAAGAGACACGCCGUGUGUAAACCGGGACACGGGGUCAAAACAUCAGGUACUCCGCACACAGACACAGUGUGUGAGCUAUGCGCAGACGGACAGUUCACUGACAUCACGCAGGAACAUGCAGCAUGCGUCACUCACAGCUCAUGUGGGUCAGAUGAACAGCUGGUGCUGACGGGAUCCAAGUGGCAUGAUAAUGUGUGUGCCACGUGCAACCAUAUCACAGAGAAAGGUUGGGUGGAUUUAUUCCGUCCGAUUCUCUCAAGUCUGUUCGCAAAGCAGAAAACUCCUGUGCGACGUCUGCAGCGGUUUGUGAAUUGCCUGUGCGAGCAAGGACAAAGAUCGCACCGAAGACUGGCGUUACAGAGCGCAGAGAGUCCGAUGGGGCGAAUCCAACACUGGAUCAGUCGAGUAUCAGAGGAGAAUCUGCUCAGCCUGCCGCAGACACUGAAGGAAUCACAUCUGGAGCACCUCGCCAACAAAAUAACACUCAAAAUCAGAACAUUCCUCAAGUUUAAGCAUCAAUGCAAUAACAGAUCACCGUUACUGGUUAUUAACCGCUAGCCCACAAGCCUUCCACUUACCAAAGCAGUCAUGUGAUCACACUAUGGUCUCCAUGGAAACGCUGGACUGAAGGGCUUAUGGGCUUGCAGAUGUUGUUAAACAUGGGCUACUACUGAACUGCACAGUUUUAGGACUGACGUUGGUUUAAUUUACAAGAGUUGUUAUAGUGAUGUUGUGUAAGACUAUAUUGUAUUACAGAACCGUAUUACAACCCUUAAAGUUGCACUUGAUUGUUAGAGAUUAUAACAAUUGUAGGGUUUCUUGGUUCAGGUUUGGGGAAUGUACAAUUAAUAUUAAUGAUCGUAAUCAAUGAUUAAUCAUAUGGUUUGAACUAGAUAACAAUACAUUCUAAAUUGCCCCUAAAACAGGGGUCAUAUAGCCCAAAAAUCUGCUUCAGAUAUAUAUAGAUAAUCAAACACAACGAAUUAUAAUUAAUUAGGAAUAUACAUCAUAUGCAGACAGGCUGUAUUAAUUUUCAGAACACCUUAAUGGAAUUAAUCCGUACCGCAACCAAUCAGUUCAUCCACCGAACCACUUUGCUGGACACUCUUGAUCAAUUCUCCCGAAGGUUUAUUCUUAGUAUAAGCUGACUAAUCAAAGCACGUUAACUUACUUUGAUAAUAUCAGCUCGUAGCUUUAGAUCGCACAUUAAAGAGGCUUUGUUCUAUGACCAACAA